ACUUUACAGAGUUCAAAAUAGUCUGCUAAAAGGUUGGUUCUAGAGAAAAUGCUGUUUGAUCUGGCUGGUUCAUCUGUGGAAUAGUCUAGAGAGAGAGGCGAAGAUGGUGAUGUCACCGGUGGUGAACACCUACCCUCUAUCGAGCUACACUUUCGGGACGAAAGAGCCAAAGAUGGAGAAAGACACCUCAGUCGCAGAUCGUCUCGCUCGUAUGAAAGUCAACUAUAUGAAAGAAGGAAUGAGGACCAGUGUUGAAGCAAUACUACUGGUACAAGAGCAUAACCAUCCACACAUUCUUCUUCUGCAAAUUGGAAACACGUUUUGCAAACUCCCUGGUGGUCGUUUGAAGCCAGGAGAAAAUGAAAUUGAAGGCUUGAAAAGGAAAUUGAGUAGCAAACUUGCUGCUAAUUCGCCUGCACUACAGCCUAAUUGGCAGAUUGGUGAGUGUGUUGCUAUCUGGUGGAGGCCAAAUUUUGAAACUAUAAUGUACCCAUACUGUCCUCCACACAUCACAAAAGCCAAGGAAUGUAAGAAGCUCUUCCUAGUUCACUUGUCUGAAAGGGAGUACUUUGCAGUUCCAAAAAAUCUGAAAUUGCUAGCUGUUCCCCUAUUUGAACUCUAUGAUAAUGUUCAGAGAUAUGGACCAGUAAUAUCAACAAUACCGCAGCAGCUUUCAAGAUUUCAGUUCAAUAUGAUCCCCACAUGAAAGCCACACAGUUUACCGGAGUUUAUCAACCAGAAACUUUAAUUAAUGAUCACUGAAUCUGGAGUGUCUUCUAGUUAAGAUAGACAUGUUAUCGAAGCUAAUAAGACAUAGAUCCAUAUUUAUAGUUUAGUUUUACCUGCAUAAGCAAGUUCUUGAUAUUCCUCAAGUUUUGUUCAUGUGUGGGUUUAGGUCAUCAGGCUGGUCUGAGUAGUGUUUUGAGUUGCAGAGGUGGGGGUUAUUUGCAUUACUCAUUUGAAAAGCUACAUGGAGUUGUUUUGUUGUGUACCAGUGGGUUGUGGCUUGUGUUCACCCCUGGGUUUAUGGACUGAAACAUCUCCAUUGUACUUUAAUUACUGGAAAUGGAUGAAUCAUUUAUAUA
This is a messenger RNA of Cornus florida, 1085 nucleotides long. RefSeq names its product pre-mRNA cleavage factor Im 25 kDa subunit 2-like. Lineage: Eukaryota; Viridiplantae; Streptophyta; Magnoliopsida; Cornales; Cornaceae. Gene Ontology annotation, cellular component: mRNA cleavage factor complex. The record is from RefSeq and is a predicted model, not a curated record. The transcript is spliced from 7 exons. Gene Ontology annotation, molecular function: mRNA binding. Bases 104 to 706 code for a protein of 200 amino acids.